Messenger RNA from Fragaria vesca subsp. vesca, 1038 nucleotides. RefSeq names its product AP2/ERF and B3 domain-containing transcription factor At1g50680-like. Gene Ontology annotation, molecular function: DNA-binding transcription factor activity; DNA binding. The record is from RefSeq and is a predicted model, not a curated record. Gene Ontology annotation, biological process: regulation of DNA-templated transcription. NCBI's taxonomy places the organism in Eukaryota, Viridiplantae, Streptophyta, Magnoliopsida, Rosales, Rosaceae. The transcript has a single exon. Bases 1 to 1038 code for a protein of 345 amino acids.
AUGGCAGAUGAAGCAUCAGGCAUGAUUAAUUCAGGUGCCCUUGAAAACAAUAAUAGAGUUGCAAUGCUGGGAGAAACAUCAGAUUCAAACGACAUCAAUUUUGAACUUCGCCCAAAUAAGCGUUUGAGGCAUGACAACAAUGAUGUCUCAUUUGCUGCAAGAUUCAAAGGGGUGGUGCCACAACAAAAUGGUCAUUGGGGUGCACAGAUAUACGCAAACCACCAAAGAGUUUGGCUUGGCACAUUCAAAUCAGAAAACGAAGCGGCUAUGGCUUAUGAUAGUGCAGCAAUCAAGCUUCGAAAAGGUAACGACUCGCAUCGAAAUUUCCCUUGGACCAACCUCACCAUUCAAGAGCCUGAUUUCCAAAACCAUCUCACCACAGAAGAAGUAAUUAAAAUGAUUAGGGACGGGUCCUAUCCAUCCAAAUUUGAUGCCUUCGUUCGGUCACAAACACAAGCACAUAGUGAGGAAGGUGGUAAGGGUACUCCAAACCAAAUUAGGGUACAUGGAAAUGGACAAGUACUGUGUAGGCAACUAUUUCAAAAGGAAUUGACGCCAAGUGAUGUGGGUAAGCUUAAUAGGCUUGUGAUACCGAAGAAAUAUGCCGUUAAGUAUUUUCCUUGUAUUUCUGAGACAGCAGAAGAAAAUGGGGUUGACGAUGUUGAGCUAGUUUUCUAUGAUAAGGUCAUGAGGGCAUGGAAGUUUAGGUAUUGCUAUUGGAAGAGUAGCCAAAGCUUUGUGUUCACCAGGGGUUGGAAUCGGUUUGUGAAGGAAAACAACUUGAAGGCAAAUGAUGUGAUCACAUUCUAUGCUUGUGAGAGCGCUGAGUUGGUAAGAGAUGAAAGUGGAGAAGUUACUACUACGUUUUCUUUGAUUGAUGUAAUGCAUAGUGAGGGAGACAACAACAAAUGUUUAGUACAGGAGGAGGGAAAACUGGAACUAAAUCUGGGGGGAUAUAGCAGCUACAAAUUGCAAGAAAAUAAGGCAUCUAUGGAGCAGGAAAAAGAAGUAAGGCUCUUUGGCGUGAAUAUCAAAUGA